CAGAGCUGUGCUCACUCGGCGUUCGUGGCUGCAGGACACUCGGGCCCAAUGGAGCAGGGAGAUUGGCAGUGGUGGCUACUGCUGCUGGUGGGCAUCCAGCUGGCCAGUGCCCAGUGCCCAGAGCAGUGCCAGUGUGUCCGCAGUGGCCAGGUGGAAUGCUCUGGUGCCAACAUCACCACGGUCCCCAUCCCCAUCCCUGAGAAUGCCAUGACCCUUCAGAUCAUCAACACGCGCAUCACCAAGCUGGGUGACGCGUCCUUCAGCAACGCCUCCCUGCUCAUUGGGCUGCGCAUCGAGAAGAACAACCUGUCCCACAUAAGCCCCGGGGCCUUCCAGCACCUGCCUGACCUGCGCUAUCUCAGCCUGGCCAGCAACAAGUUGCAGGAGCUCCCUGUGCAGGUCUUUGAACCUCUGGACAAGCUGGAGUCUCUACUCCUCUCCAGUAACCAGAUCCUCCAGGUUGAGCCUUCCCACUUCACCCACCUAAGCAACCUUAAGGAGCUGCAGCUGCACGGGAACAACCUGCAGGAGCUGCAGGAGGGGGUGUUCGACCAGCUCACCAGCCUCACCAAGCUCAACCUGGCGAGGAACAACAUCGACUGCCUGCCGCCCCGGGCCUUCGAGCGGCUGGCACGGCUGCAGGUGCUGCGGCUCUAUGAGAACCGGCUCCGGCAGAUCCCAGCAGGAACCUUUGAUGGGCUGCCAGAGCUACAGGAGCUGGGGCUGCACCAGAACCAGCUGGAGACACUGUCCCCGGAGCUCUUUGUGCACAACAGCAACCUGCAGAAGCUCUACCUGUCCAAUAACCUUCUCACCACUCUGCCGAGUGGCAUCUUCUUGCCCCUGCACUCUCUUGCCAAGAUCACCCUGCAUGUCAACCGCCUGCGGGAUAUCUCCCCCAGUGCCUUUGGGCCCAUGCCCAACCUGCGGGAGCUGUGGCUCUACGAGAAUGAGCUUUCCAGCCUCCCUACUGCCGUCUUCAGCAAUCUCACCCAGCUGCAGCUCCUGGUUCUCAGCAAGAACCGGCUGCGGUCGGUGGCACCGGGGGCUUUCCAGGGCUUGGGGGAGCUGCUGGAGCUGUCGCUGCACUCCAAUGCCCUGCGCCGCCUGGAUGCCCGGAUGCUGGAGGGGCUGCCCAAGCUGCAGAACAUCUCCCUGCACCACAACCAGCUGCAGGCACUGCCGCGGGGCCUCUUCAGGGCCACCCCUGGUCUGCAACACCUGCAGCUGCAUUUCAAUGGCCUGGAGUACCUGCCUGCUGGCAUCUUCUCCCCCCUGACUACCCUGCGAGAGGUGAGGCUGCACAACAACUCCUGGUGCUGUGACAAGGGCAUCCUGCCCCUGCAGGGCUGGCUAGUAGACAACCCCCACAAGGUGGGUGAGACACCCCCGCUGUGUGCCCAGCCUCCUGCUCUGCUGGGCACCCCCAUCGCUGAGCUGCCACGGGACCAGUUCCUCACCACCCAUUCCCCCACUGCCUCCCCCCAUCCCAGCACCCAGCUUCCUGCUCACAGCUCUGAGGCAGCAUCACCAGAGGGCGCCUGGAUGGAGCCCCCUGCGGGGCUGCCAAUCUCCCCAUGGGUGGAGGAGGAGAGGGAGAAGGAGGAGGAGGAGAGAGGGCAGUUUGGGCUGACACGCAUACAGAGCGGGGUAGUGGUGGCAGUCAUUGUGCUGGUGUGUGUGGCCCUGCUUGCUGCUCUGGUGGCAUUGGUGGUCUACGGCUGUAGGAAGAAGAGCCACGUCGUGCUUAUGAGGAUGAAGGCGCCGAAUGAAGCCUGAAUGUCUGACAGACCCUGGGGGGAGAGGUGCUUGUGUGGCAUCCCCUCUCUGUGGGGCCAAGGGACAUGACAGUGACUCUGCAUCAGCUGCCCUUGCUGACUGGGAUGGGACAGCAUCACCCUGUGUGCUGCAUGUACUGACCGCUGUCCUGCUCUGCUUUGCCCUGUCCCUGCUCUGCAGCAGGACAUCCCCCUGGGUGAUCUCCUGUGGCUGCCCUCUAUCCCCAGCCCCUCCUGCCUCCAGUGCAGCCUCUGUGCUCAUUCCCUGCCCAGGAUCAGGCAACUGGGGUGAGAGGUGCUGAGACGGAUCCCUUGGGCCAGGGAUAAUGAUGGUGCUUACCCUAAAUAACAGGACCUCCCCAUCAUUCAGCUUGCAUCCUUCCCUGCAGUGCUUCUGCUCUCGUGUUGCCUGCUGCCCUCACACCUGCCCAGCCCCUCUUCCCCAUCCUCUGCCCCUGCCUUGCCUUCCCCCUGCCCCUGCCUGGACAGGCAGUGUGAGCCGUCAGACCGUGCCGAGCGAGCACCUUCGCCCCGGGAGAGCUCCGUGUCCUUCUGCUGUCACUCGCCUGUGCCCGGGCAAGGCUCCCCGCGGGGUUGGGCUGCUGACAGACUGAUACACCCUGAGUGUCUCAGCCGCGUCCCAGCUGCCCUCCCUGCCUGCAGGCAGGGUACGCCAGAGCAUAGCCGGCACCCUGCUCCCGGCAUCCUCCUGCAGCCCUCCUGCACUUCCAGCCAGGAGAGUCAUGGGGAAGUGUGCUGGCAUCAGGGGGCGUAGGGGCAGCCCCCCAGCCCUCACUGCACGCUGGUGCUGACCGUGCCGUGUCCGUGUCCCUGCCUGCAGCCCCCUGCCUCAGGACCAUGGGGUGCUGAGGGGCUUGCACUGAACCUGCUGCAGGGGGAGUUAGAGGAGUGAGACGAUGGGUGUGAAGUGUCUGCAGGGGCUGGGAGAGGCCCCUGUGCUUGUGGCCCUGGGCACCUGGAGCAUGUUGGGGCUGCUCCUGCUGCAGCCCAUCCCUGGUCCUCAAUACCCUCACGCAUCCUUCACCAGCUGGCAAGUAGCCUGUUCCUGUUCUGCUUGGCAAAGCUUUAUGCUCUUCUUCCUCUCCUGAGUGCCCUCCUGUAUGUGCCCAGUCCCCCUGCCUGUUCACAGCCCUUGGGCUGUGGGAAUGCUGGCAGCACACACUGGGGGGGGGUCAGCAAGCACUAGCUGCUCUGCAAUUCACAAAUGGGUGCCCCAGCACCUGCAUCCAACUGUAGCACAGCCACAGAGGAGCCCAGCUCACCUUUGUGUGUGCUGCAGUGGCAUCAGGCUGCCUGAGGAUUGCUGCCAUGGGACAAGGAUCACACUCACAGCCAUAGUGCUGGCUGCUCACAGCACCUCAGGAGGUAGUGCUGGCACAAGCAGCUCUACGCUGGUGCACAUGAUGGGUCAUUCCUCUGAGCUGGGUCCUGCAUGGCAACAGGGGACACAGGACUGUGUCAUGGGGCCAUUGGGUGCUGAUGUGUGACCUCUCCAUUAAAGUGCCUUUGUCCACCCUCA
Myiozetetes cayanensis is the source of this 3318-nucleotide messenger RNA. RefSeq names its product leucine-rich repeat-containing protein 15-like. Gene Ontology annotation, molecular function: protein binding. The coding region runs from base 49 to 1779 and encodes 576 amino acids. Gene Ontology annotation, cellular component: extracellular matrix. Lineage: Eukaryota; Metazoa; Chordata; Aves; Passeriformes; Tyrannidae. The record is from RefSeq and is a predicted model, not a curated record. The transcript has 2 exons.